AUGCCAAGAAAGACUCUCGCUGCCGCACAACCGGCUCCACUACUUCGGCAGCAGCGCAAUUAUGCUAAGCGCCGACUAGUUCCUCUCCGGAGGGCCAAGCCUUCAUAUAGCAUUCCCAAUGCAGUUGGUAAUGCAGCUUCCAACCCCUCAGGCAAUCCAAACUUGUUGUUCGGCGAGUCGUGGAUCCCUCCUCUCAGCUUUUGGGAGGAAUAUGCCUCUGCCCAACCGCUCCCUCCAGAUUUAACUGCACAACUCCUCUACGAUGCUGCAAAGCAUUACUGCAACUUGGCGACAAACCUGAAUUCAGCAUGGAAAGGCGAACUGCAAAGAGUACACGAUAUCGACCCCUAUACCCUCCAUCAUGCCGGUAUUGCUCUGCUUCCCAUGAUGCAAAUCAACGAGUCUGCCAAGCUAGGCUUCCAUAUGCUCCGGACUGCGUCAAGCAUGGGCUAUGCUCCGUCAACCAUUUCCCUUAUCCGCAUGAUCACUCAGCUUUCUCCCGAAGCUUACGCGAAGCAACGUCCACUCAUCGGCCCCGUGGAAGCUCACCUUAAGCAGAUCCUAAUACGCAACCCUCUCGACUCGGAUGCUCUCACCGUCCAGGGUCUGCUGUAUCUUCGAGACGGCGACAAGACUCGGGCCCUAACCGUCUUCGACAGUGCUCUCAGUGUCUCAGGGAUGGCUGGAGGAGAGCGAGUUGUCAGGGCGCCGCUAUCUUCCAAUGCUGAUCCCAAGUCGGAGGACGAUGUUGUCUAUCGCGCCCCGCGCUUCACCUACGAGGGAGUCUGCCACAUUAAACGUGGAACCAUUCUCCUGUCACUGGGUCGCCGUGAUGAAGCGCUCGCUGCCUUCAACAUAGCCGCUCUCGAGCUGGGUCUGGCAGAUGGUUACACAGAGGUUGCCAAGCUGCUGCCCAGAAGCGAUCCACAGCGCAAGACAUAUCUGCUCAAGGCCGCUCAGGCAGAUAACUGGGAGGCCGUCGAGUUAUUGAUGCGUGACGAACUCGAAGUUGCCGUGGACGAGAGCAGAGAUGUUGGAGAAAGGAUGGAUGCCACGUCAUGGGCCAUGGAAUGGGCUUCUAUGCAGCCUUCAAAAGAGAAGAGUCGGCAGUUUCAAAAAGAGGUGAUGGAUUUGAUCAAGGUUUCAUUCGAUAAGGCGUCCACAUAG
Messenger RNA from Thermochaetoides thermophila DSM 1495, 1167 nucleotides. RefSeq lists its product as uncharacterized. Lineage: Eukaryota; Fungi; Ascomycota; Sordariomycetes; Sordariales; Chaetomiaceae. Gene Ontology annotation, molecular function: protein binding. The transcript is spliced from 3 exons. The coding region runs from base 1 to 1167 and encodes 388 amino acids. The record is from RefSeq and is a predicted model, not a curated record.